GCCGCGGCUGCCUUUCAUUCUCUGCUCCUACCCGCAACCGCAAGCAAAGAACCCAGAGAAAGAAAGGGAAAAUGGCGCGAAAUCCUCGCUGUUCUCCAGCCAAAUUCCUAGCGAAUUUUCCGUCAUUGUUCCGCAUUUUCCUUCUCUCGCUACUGUGUCUGCUUGCAUGCCCGGUUUCCGGCCACGACUACGCCGAUGCCCUCCGGAAGAGCAUUCUCUUCUUCGAAGGCCAGAGAUCCGGCGAGCUCCCGCCGGACCAAAGAGUCCGGUGGCGCAGAGACUCCGCAUUGCACGAUGGCGCCGCCGCUGGAGUGGACUUGACGGGCGGGUACUACGACGCCGGGGACAACAUAAAGUUCGGGUUUCCGAUGGCGUUCACGACGACAUUGCUGUCGUGGAGCAUCAUAGACUUCGGGCGGACCAUGGGGGCUGAGCGGCCGAACGCGGUGAAGGCGGUGCGGUGGGCGACGGAUUACCUGCUGAAGGCGACGGCGUUGCCGGGGGUGGUGUUUGUGCAGGUGGGUGACCCAUUUUCUGACCAUAACUGUUGGGAGAGGCCCGAGGACAUGGACACGCUCAGAACGGUGUACAAGAUCGAUGGCCGCCACCCUGGCUCCGACGUCGCAGGCGAGACGGCCGCUGCCCUCGCCGCCGCCUCCAUCGUGUUCAGGUCACGUGACCCUUCCUACUCCCGCCUCCUCCUCGAUCGUGCCGUCAAAGUGUUCGAGUUCGCUGACAGGCACCGUGGCGCGUACAGCAACAGCAUUCGGCGAGGCGUGUGCCCGUUUUACUGUGACGUCAACGGCUACCAGGACGAGUUGCUGUGGGGGGCGGCGUGGUUGCACAAGGCGUCGAGGAGGCGCGCGUACAGAGAAUACAUCAUAAGGAACGAGGUGGUUCUGAGGGCCGGAGACACAAUCAAUGAGUUCGGUUGGGACAACAAGCACGCCGGGAUUAAUGUCCUCAUUUCCAAGGAGGUGUUGAUGGGAAGAUCUCCAGACCUCAAGUCCUUCCAGAACAAUGCCGAUGCCUUCAUCUGCUCCAUUUUGCCUGGCAUUUCUCACCCUCAAGUUCAAUAUUCUCCUGGGGGGCUGAUCUUCAAGGCUGGAGGGAGUAACAUGCAGCAUGUAACAUCUCUGUCAUUCUUACUUCUCGCCUAUUCUAAUUAUCUGAGCCACGCCAAUCAUGCUGUUCCAUGUGGUGACAUCUCAGCCUCCCCGGCUCUCCUCAAACAGCUGGCCAAACGUCAGGUGGACUACAUUCUGGGCGAUAAUCCAAUGAGGAUGUCGUACAUGGUAGGAUACGGUGCACGAUACCCGCAGAGGAUACACCACCGAGCCAGCUCCUUGCCUUCCGUGGCGGCGCACCCGGCCCAUAUAGGCUGUAAGGCCGGGUCUCGUUAUUUUCUGAGCCCCAACCCGAACCCUAAUUUACUGGUUGGAGCGGUAGUGGGGGGGCCCAACAGCACCGAUGCAUUCCCAGACUCGAGGCCGUUCUUUCAAGAGUCAGAACCCACGACGUAUAUCAACGCGCCAUUGGUGGGCUUGCUCGCGUACUUCUCGGCCCAUCCUUGAUCUCAAUGUAGGAAGUAGUAGAUAUGGAUGUAUGUAGAGGUUGUUGUUGAUUAGUAGUGGUGCGCGAAGGUCACCCUACCUAUGAUUGUGUCUUCUGGUUUGUAACCCUUUUCCAUUCAAUGAAGGAAGAAAAUGUUUCCGAGAAA
Messenger RNA from Diospyros lotus (date-plum), 1720 nucleotides. Its product is annotated as endoglucanase 8-like. Gene Ontology annotation, molecular function: hydrolase activity, hydrolyzing O-glycosyl compounds. NCBI's taxonomy places the organism in Eukaryota, Viridiplantae, Streptophyta, Magnoliopsida, Ericales, Ebenaceae. Gene Ontology annotation, biological process: carbohydrate metabolic process. The record is from RefSeq and is a predicted model, not a curated record. Bases 72 to 1574 code for a protein of 500 amino acids. The transcript has 7 exons.